AUGGGUGGGUCCCUCUGGAAAGGGGCCCUCUCAUACUCAUUCCUUUUCCCUACAGACAAAUGCCUUUACCUCUAUGGCAGCUCAGGGCUGGGAGGGCUCCUGGUUGUGGUUCUGUCCUCCUGUAUGUGUUGGCUGCAUCGGGGAGGUGAGCCCACCCUGACCUCCGUCAUCACCGCCCAGCAAUGCCCCAAGGGACCCCCACCCACACCCUUUCUUACCGCUUUCCCAGAAGCGCCCAUCAACCCUGACACGCCCUGGAAGCUGGAAAGGAGCUGGGAGCAGGAACUCCACCGUGCGUCUCUGUGGAGGCUGCCCUACUGCAAGCGACCUGACCUUGGUGAUCCAGAAAGGGAAGGCUCCAUGGGGGACUCCAGCACCAACUACACCUGUAUUGCUGAAAACAAACCCACCUGAACCCCCAGAUACCACCCUCAACCCAGGCAAACAUCCUGUGGCUCACCCAGCAAAGACCAUGGUCUUGAGGCCUCCCAUGUCUCAGACUUCUCAGUCUAUCUCAAGCCCCCAUUCGAUAUAGCCACCAUCAGAACUUAACUGACUUACCUUCCCACCCACUCUGGGAUCAAGUAGUGACUUAUUGGAUGAAGAAGGGUGUUUAGGGACCCAAGCUCCCCUGAGGCCAGAACAGAGUAUAAUAGCCCCUGCCCCACCCCUUGUAUGCGGUUUCGCUUUCUACUGUUUCAGUUACCUGCAGGCAGAAAAUAUUAAAUGGGUAAUUCUAGAAGUAAACAAUUCCUAAGUUUCAAAUUGCACACCAUUCUGAGUAGCUUGCUGAGAUUUCAUGCUGUCCCGCCUCAUUCUGCCUGGUACAUGAGUCAUCCGUUUGUGCACAAAUCCACCCUGGAUAUGCUACCCAGCUGCAGUGCAUCCCACUGGGUUACAAGACCAGCCGUCGUGGCAUUGCAGUGCUUGUGUUCAAGUCACCCGUAUCGCACGCAGCCUAACACUCUGCCACAGUGCCUGUGCCUACACCUUUCACGUUGGUCCCCUCACUUCAUCACAUCACCUAGGCAAGCAUUGUUCAUCUCACGUAUCACAAGAAGAAGGGUGAGUACAGGACAAUCAGAUAUUUUGAGAGGGAGAAACCACAUCCAUAUAAUUUUUAUUAUAGUAUGUUGUUAUAAUUGUUCUAUUUUAUUACUAUUGUUUUCAAUCUCUUACUGUGCCUAAUUCAUAAAUUAAUGCUUAUCAUAGAUAUGUACAUG
Molecule: messenger RNA, 1223 nt
Organism: Phyllostomus discolor (pale spear-nosed bat)
Lineage: Eukaryota; Metazoa; Chordata; Mammalia; Chiroptera; Phyllostomidae
Gene: LST1
Product: leukocyte specific transcript 1
Exons: 4
Coding region: 1-414 (137 amino acids)
Biological process (GO): cell morphogenesis; dendrite development; immune response
Cellular component (GO): membrane
Source: RefSeq, a predicted model, not a curated record